Histoplasma mississippiense is the source of this 123-nucleotide messenger RNA. RefSeq lists its product with no specific name. Bases 1 to 123 code for a protein of 40 amino acids. Lineage: Eukaryota; Fungi; Ascomycota; Eurotiomycetes; Onygenales; Ajellomycetaceae. The record is from RefSeq and is a predicted model, not a curated record. The transcript has a single exon.
AUGGCGCCAGCAAAGGGCCCGAACAGGCCAGGAAGUCCAGCCCCGUCCAUCGCUUGGUUCAAUCUCGAGGGCAGUCCACGGGGGCUCAAAGAGCCGCAUGCAGCCUGCGAGGCGUUGGGAUAG